UUCUUGAACAGGUCACCGCUGACACUCGGAAGGCCCUCUUCGAGGAGCUUUUAUGGGAGCACCGGGAGCUCGCUGAGGCACAUGACAAGUGCCAAGUGAUCCCGGAAGCUUCCAUCGAUGCUCUCAAGGAGCAGCUCGCCACGGCCCAACGGGAGAAGGAUGAGCUCAGCCGGCAGCACCAGGAGGAGCUAAACGCCCUCAAGACCAGCUACCAGGAGCUCAAGUCUCAGUUGAUUCAGCUGGGGCUUGACCACGCCAAGGCCCUCAAGGCCGCUGAAGUGACUGCAGCGGCCAAGUUGGACGAGGCUCUGGAGAAUGCCUGCAAUGCCACUGUGGUGUUGCGGGCAGAGCUGGAGGAGAUGACCAAGGCCCGGAAGGGUGCCGAGGAGAAGGCCGCGCGGCUGGAGGAGGGGCACAAGGAGUGCGAUCAGCUGAUCCUGCAGACCGACACACUUGCCCUCCGCCUCUUUCCGGACUCGCAGAGGUAUGCCGUCAAGAAGGUCGACGCGCAGCGCAAGGACAAAGGCCAAGCGGAUCUUACCGUGCCAUGGACGCCCAAGGACCAUCUGGUCGCGCUUAACGCGCGGGUGUCCCAUAUGCGCUGCAUAGACCGCAAUCUUUCGGACAUCCCUGAUGUAGCUACCCAGCUAUACAGGACUUUAUGGCCUGGCGAGGAGGUGCCGGACACCUUCUCCCUCAUCAGCGACCGUCUGAAAGGUGCCGGCAAGAGGAUCCGCGAGUGGCAGUGCUCUGCUGCCCGCGCUGGAGCGGACUCCGCCCUCCGCGUCGCCUGCUCCUGGUACCCGGAGCUCAACCUGGACGCACUUACCGGUGUGCGCGAAGGUGCAGAAACGGAUCUGGACCCGAUCCUCUCCGCCAAGCGGCAGGAUCGCGCGUACCGCAUCGCGGAGUAUGCCGACAUGCGCACCUUCAUCCCUCCCCCUCCUGGCGUCACGGACUAUCUCGACGAGGAGGAGGAUGAAGCCGAAGAAGAGCUUCUGGAUGACGCUGAUGCCGGUGCUGCUCCUCCGGAAACCCCUGCCGCAUGAUGAUUCCCUUUGAAGUGUUUGCUCAUUAUAUCUGUUGGUCCUGUUGCUUUAAGACAAUAUCUGUUAAAUUCUGCCCCGGAAUGCCGGGGCUUAUGAUGUAAAACUUAAGUUUGCCUGUGGUUGUGCUACAACAUUUCCUGCCGGUAAGUUAUACCGGUAGCUAAGUAUUUAUGAGUUUGCCUUAGCAUAUUUUGCUUU
Lolium perenne is the source of this 1247-nucleotide messenger RNA. Lineage: Eukaryota; Viridiplantae; Streptophyta; Magnoliopsida; Poales; Poaceae. The record is from RefSeq and is a predicted model, not a curated record.